AUGUACAGGACGUCGUUUUCUCCUCCACUUCAUAAUAACAGUACUACUACAAAUAGUGGUACAACUAAUGGACCCUACUAUCUCCAUCCUAACACUCCGUCCAUAAACGACCACCCACAGUCGCACCAACAACAGAUGGCGUCUCAAACUUUACAACAGCCGAAUUCAAUGACCACUGCUAAUCCUCAGUGGACUUCACCUGAUAAGCAACGUCUCAACUCGCAAAUUUUUACUCCAGGAUCUAAUAACAUGCCUUUUGGUUCGGGCUACCCGUCUACGAACGGCUCAA
This is a messenger RNA of Racocetra persica, 289 nucleotides long. Lineage: Eukaryota; Fungi; Glomeromycota; Glomeromycetes; Diversisporales; Gigasporaceae. The record is from the annotation of a GenBank genome assembly.